UUUAUAAAUACGAAUUGGUGAUUAACAAAAUUCGCCACCUUUGUACUAAUGACAGUAUUAGCAUUUAACUAUGUUUCCAGAUCUUUGACCUGCCUCACAUUAGUCAAUAAUAUAGAGGCCCGAAAUUACUAAAUCGGUAUUCUCAGAAUAUUCGUAAAUAUUAGCCCCAUAACUACAGAACAUUACUUAUUCAAAGAAUUAAAUUGGCCGCACAGAAUAUAAUUUAAGUCUCGGAUGGCAUAGUUGUUCAUUGCCAUUCACUAUAACCAUUUUUGGUUCUGUUACUGAUGCGCAGGCUGAAUUGUAAACUAACUCAGCAUAUAAACAUACAAGCGCAAGGGUGAGGAUGC
Molecule: messenger RNA, 350 nt
Organism: Paramecium octaurelia
Lineage: Eukaryota; Ciliophora; Oligohymenophorea; Peniculida; Parameciidae
Source: the annotation of a GenBank genome assembly